AUGUCCCUCGUAACCUGGCCAUCGUACGGAUCUGUCACAAGGUGGGACAAAGCGGAGGCCGUCAUAACUCACAGAAGAUUCCAUCAUUACGAUGAAAACAAAGAAUAUGUCAAUGACUAUGAAGCUUCGAUGUUCUUGAACAUUAUAAUCGCCCAAACCCAUGUUCGCGAAAGUACGCAGCGAGAGGAGGCGCUGGAAGAAAAUUUGGAAGGGCAGAGGAAGCGAAUGGCUAUUGAUCCCGACAAUGACAACGCCAAAGCAGAGUUUGAAAAAUAG
Penicillium subrubescens is the source of this 276-nucleotide messenger RNA. RefSeq lists its product as uncharacterized. The record is from RefSeq and is a predicted model, not a curated record. The coding region runs from base 1 to 276 and encodes 91 amino acids. The transcript has a single exon. Lineage: Eukaryota; Fungi; Ascomycota; Eurotiomycetes; Eurotiales; Aspergillaceae.